Molecule: messenger RNA, 776 nt
Organism: Exophiala viscosa
Lineage: Eukaryota; Fungi; Ascomycota; Eurotiomycetes; Chaetothyriales; Herpotrichiellaceae
Product: 40S ribosomal protein S15
Exons: 3
Coding region: 106-567 (153 amino acids)
Biological process (GO): ribosomal small subunit assembly; translation
Cellular component (GO): cytosolic small ribosomal subunit; ribosome
Molecular function (GO): structural constituent of ribosome; RNA binding
Source: RefSeq, a predicted model, not a curated record
UUUGCGGUCUGAACUGACCUCGAAAUAUCAACUGCACACCGCAAUCCAUUCCUUCGCUUUUCGACAACUUCAUCGAAAGGUGACCCGGGCAGUCCAACCGCAAAUAUGGCUGACACCGAAUACAACGCCGAGGAGGCCGCAGAGAUCAAGAAGAGAAGAACAUUCCGAAAGUUCUCAUACAGAGGUGUCGAUCUCGACCAACUGCUGGACAUCCCAUCCAACGAGCUCCUGACCAUCCUUCAUGCCCGCGCCCGCCGUCGAUUCAACCGAGGCCUCAAGCGCCGCCCCAUGGGUCUGAUCAAGAAGUUGCGCAAGGCGAAGCAGGAGGCAAAGCCCAACGAGAAGCCCGACUUGGUCAAGACGCAUCUCCGAGACAUGAUCAUCGUGCCCGAGAUGAUUGGCAGCGUCAUCGGUGUCUACUCCGGCAAGGAAUUCAACCAGAUCGAAAUCAAGCCCGAAAUGGUCGGUCACUACCUCGGCGAAUUCUCCAUCUCAUACAAGCCCGUCAAGCACGGUAGACCCGGUAUCGGUGCUACCCACUCUUCGCGUUUCAUUCCAUUGAAGUAAACCGACGAUUUGGAGAAGGAUUGCGAGGGGAUUGCGUAUGUCUGUUUUAUCGACGGGAUGUGGAAAGGUGGCGGUGGCCAGGUAGACUGAAGUCGCUUCCAAUGACCGUCAUGAAAGUCGGUCACAGGUUGAGAAGGCACAAGACCCAGAUGCCAGAAGAUGACAAGCCAAGGUGGUCACAGACUGCAAUCGAUAAUGGAAGAAUUUGA